Molecule: messenger RNA, 1293 nt
Organism: Trichomycterus rosablanca
Lineage: Eukaryota; Metazoa; Chordata; Actinopteri; Siluriformes; Trichomycteridae
Gene: tradd
Product: tnfrsf1a-associated via death domain
Exons: 6
Coding region: 150-1031 (293 amino acids)
Biological process (GO): extrinsic apoptotic signaling pathway; positive regulation of canonical NF-kappaB signal transduction
Cellular component (GO): tumor necrosis factor receptor superfamily complex
Molecular function (GO): transmembrane receptor protein tyrosine kinase adaptor activity
Source: RefSeq, a predicted model, not a curated record
UGCAAUUGCGGCCCAACGUCUCCGUUGUGUUCUCUCCGACUUUUUAAACUUUUAUUAGUUACUCCGGAGUCAUCGUGGUAUUGGAAUCGUGUUAAGGCAAUUUUGAUUGGCGCACUGAGAGAAGCUGGGGACUUUGGAAUGCUCAGAAAAUGGACAGCACUGACCUCACGAACUUGGAUUUAAACAGCACAGAUGAUCGUGCAUGGUCAGGAUGUGUUGUGCUGUUUCUGCAAUGUUGCAGUCAAGUACAUAAUCUAGUCACCAUCUACAAAGAUCAACAGGGAAAGUUCAGCAUUUUCAAGGCCAUCAAACUGACUCUUUCAGAUGUUACAGGUGGGCUAGACGGUUAUGAAAUCCUAAAACUACAUGAUGCUGAUCCCUCUCUGGGUGUGGAAAUCAAGUUUAUGGACAUCACUCCUUGUAAGCGCUUUCUGGACAGCUACUCCUGUGGCUCACUUCUUCAGUCUUUGUCUCAGCAUACCUCCCGUUUGCUGACCCUUCCUGAUAAUGUUGCAUUGGAAGCCAUGCUUAAGGCUGGGUCACAUAACCUGGACAACAACCUUCAAGACCCAGAACUCUGUCUACAACAUGUAUACCAGUCCCAGCCCGUGCGUUUGCGUGAUGAUGAGGUCACACAGCUUGAGCAACAGCUUCAGAAUAGCUAUGCACCAUCUAGUCAGACACCACAAGAAGUGCCAGUAAACUGCUUCCUCUUCCAAAAACGUUUGUUCAAUGACAGGCAGUUGACAUCAUCAGAUCAGCAGCGCUUUGCCUCACUUGUGGGUCGCGACUGGAAACGAGUGGGAAGAGUUUUACAGAAGACCUGCCGGGCACUGAAAGGCCCUGCUAUCGAUAAUCUUGCAUAUGAGUAUGAAAGAGAAGGUCUUUAUGAACAGGCCUAUCAGCUACUGGGACGCUUCAUCCAGUCAGAAGGACGGAGUGCGAGGCUAGGGCGCCUAAUCAGUGCCCUGGAAGAAACCAAGCUGACUGGCAUGGCUGAGAUAAUGUUGGACAUUCAGUCUCAAGAAUAAGAGACCCGAGAGACUUGACUUUGGGUAGGGUGGAUGUGGGUUGGAAUAUCUGUCAGGGUUUUUUUUUUUUUUUUUUUUUUUUUAUAAAUAUAGAAAAACCUACAGGUUCUGCCAUCAAUAAUUUUGUCUGGUGUACCUAUCAGCUACAUCAUGUCUUGAUAAUGAGAGACACAAGUGUGUGUGUGGGUGUGUGCGUGCGUGCGUGUUUGGCUAGGUCUGGUACCUUGGGAUGUUUUUUUUUUUUUUUUUUUUUUUUUCAGAA